This is a messenger RNA of Leptidea sinapis, 1609 nucleotides long. RefSeq names its product tRNA (guanine(10)-N2)-methyltransferase homolog. The record is from RefSeq and is a predicted model, not a curated record. The transcript is spliced from 9 exons. Gene Ontology annotation, biological process: methylation. Gene Ontology annotation, cellular component: cytoplasm. NCBI's taxonomy places the organism in Eukaryota, Metazoa, Arthropoda, Insecta, Lepidoptera, Pieridae. Gene Ontology annotation, molecular function: nucleic acid binding. The coding region runs from base 132 to 1592 and encodes 486 amino acids.
CAGCUUACACUUACAGGCUGCAGCUUUUUUGAGGUUAUGAAAUGAUAAACAAUUGUAUUUUGAGUAAACAAUCAACGAAAUAGACUACUAAAAUUUAUUGUUACGAGAAAUUAUAAGAAUAUAAGCAUAAAAUGUCGCGACGGUACCUAUUGUGGUUUGCGCAAGAAUACUUAGAUUUUCGGCUAGCUGAAAUGCAAAGUAUUCUUUCCAUGCUUAAGAUUGAAAUAAAAUAUGUAGAGAAAUCUUACAAUAAACCCUAUUGGAUUGUUGAAUUGCCUUCGGAAUCUUGCAUCAAAAAAAUUGCUUCAAGGUCAGUUCUAAUAAAGAGUUGCAUAGAAUUGUGGUCCAGUGCCAAUACCGAAGAAAGACUGCAUGAAAAUUUAAAGAGUGCAAUGAAAAAUGAUUCAGGGAAAUGGAUAGUAGAAAGUGUAACAGGCGAAAGUAAUGAUAAUCAUAUUUGUCACAGUAGUUUACUUACUGUGUGUAGUGAUCCUAGUAAAUCAUUUAAAAUAGAGGUUGAAACAUUUUGCAAACAUUUUACUAUGAAAGAAAAAGUAGAAAAAAUUGAGCUAUUCAGCUAUUUACCAUUAGAAGGUCCAGUAAAGCUUAAUAAUCCUGAUAUGAAAUUUUCAUAUAUUGAAUUUUAUGGAGUGGAUCCCAAUAAUGUCCCCAAACAACCAGAGCAGCUGUUCUUUGGCAGAUGGAUAGUGGAUGGUCAAAGAGACCUAAUUCAGGCUCUGUCACUCAAAAAGCGGAACUUUAUUGGUAACACAAGUAUGGAUGCACAGCUCUCUAUACUAAUGGCUAAUCAAGCUCAGGUGACAAUGGGAGAUAUAGUGCUUGAUCCCUUUGUUGGUUCAGGGUCAUUGCUAGUUGCUGCAGCACACUUCGGAGGUUAUGUAUGGGGUUCAGACAUAGACUUCAUGAUGUUGCAUGCCAGAACGAGACCAACGCGCGUGGGACAAAAGGUUCGACAAAAGGAAGAAAGUAUUAAGGCUAAUAUGAAGCAAUACGGGAUAGAGUCACAUUAUUUGGAUGUUCUAGUGAGUGAUUUCUCCUUGCCACUCUGGAGGAAUGACCUCAAAUUCGAUGCUAUUAUAACUGACCCCCCAUACGGCGUAAGGGAACCCACAGAGAAGAUUGGAAUAGAAAAAGAGAACUAUACCCUUGCUGAGGAUUACCUUCCAAACCAUGUGCCGUCCAAAGUGGAGUAUGGACUGUCCCACAUAUACAGUGACUUGUUGAACUUUGCAGCAACACAUUUGCACAUUGGCAGGAGGCUGGUAUGCUGGUAUCCAUUAGUAAGGAGUGAAUUCGAGGCCUCCCAGCUACCGUCUCACCCGUGUCUCCGGCUGUUGGCCAGCUCGGAGCAGGUGCUGAGCCGGCUUGUGUCCCGCCGGCUGCUCACCUUCGAGAAGAUCAGUGACGCCCUACCUGACGUGCCGCUCGACCCCAACGCCGCUCAUCACAACUUUAGGGACAAAUAUUUCGCGGUCGGUGAAAUAGGUCGACAAGAAAGGAGGGCGAAGAAAGCAGAAGAAAUAGCAAUCAACAAUACCAGAAGGGCGCAAAAAGUAUCAAAUUUAAAAUAAAUGAUUAUGAAUAAGUA